AAUAUUAAUAUAUUAUCAUUAUCUGAGACUCUGUGCUCAGUGCAUUGCAGCCCCAUGGAAACCAAAUCCCUUCAACAGCUUCAUAUUUUCUUUCUUCCUUUCAUGGCUCGUGGCCACAGCAUACCCAUUAUAGACAUAGCCAAACUAUUUUCUUCUCGUGGGGCAAGAUGCACCAUAGUGACCACUCCCCUAAAUGCACCACUCUUCUCCAAAGCAACCCAAAGAGGUGAAGUCAAACUUGUUCUCAUCAAAUUCCCCUCUACUGAAGCUGGGUUGCCUCAAGACUGCGAAGAUCCCGACUUGAUUAGAACACAAGACAUGGUGGAAAAAUUUGUCAAAGCCACCUAUUUACUUGAACCACAGCUUGAGCAGGUUUUAGACGAACAUCGUCCUCAUUGCCUUGUUGCUGAUGGUUUCUUUCCUUGGGCUACAGAUGUGGCCGCCAAGUUUGGAAUUCCAAGGCUGUAUUUCCAUGGAAUCGGUUUCUUCCCAUUGUGCGCUUCACUGAGUGUGAUGAUGUAUCAACCUCAGACGAAGUUGUCGUCUGAUUCAGAAUCUUUUGUCAUUCCUAAUCUCCCUGAUGAGAUCAAGAUGAAUAGAAGCCAAUUACCAGUUUUUCCCAAUCUAGAUGGUGAGUCAGAAUUCUUGAACAUGCUCAAAGCAUCCACAGAGAGCGAAGAAAGGAGCUAUGGGGUUAUUGUUAACAGCUUUUAUGAACUAGAACCAGCUUAUGCAGAUCAUUACAGGAAAGUUUUUAGGAGGAAGGCGUGGCAUAUCGGCCCCGUUUCGUUGUGCAACAAGGCACCAGAGGAUAAAGCAGAGAGGGGAGCAAUGGAAAGCUCGACUGCUGAGAAACAUGAGUGCUUGAAAUGGCUUGAUUCAAAGAAACCCCAUUCGGUUGUGUAUAUAUCAUUCGGAAGCAUCAUCUGUUUUGCUGAUUGUCAGCUACUAGAAAUUGCAAUAGGCCUUGAGGCUUCUGGACAAGACUUCAUUUGGGUUGUGAAGAAAGAAAAGAAAGACGAAGAAGACUGGUUGCCUGAAGGAUUUGAGAAGAGAACGGAAGGUAAGGGCCUGAUUAUAAGAGAUUGGGCUCCCCAAGUGCUGAUUCUUGAGCAUGAAGCAAUAGGAGCAUUUGUGACUCAUUGUGGCUGGAACUCUACCAUUGAAGGAGUGUCUGCCGGGGUUCCAAUGAUUACGUGGCCGGUGAUGAGCGAUGAGCAGUUUUACAAUGAGAAGUUGGUGACUGAGAUACUUAGGAUUGGCGUUCCCGUUGGUUCUGAACAAUGGGUUUCAUUUGUGGAUCUACCUGCGAAGACUGAAGCGAGUGUGAGGAGGGGGGCCAUAGAGAAAGCAGUGACUAGAAUCAUGGUAGGUGAUGAAGCAGUGGAAAUGAGAAGCAGGAUUAAAGAGCUUGGAGAGAAAGCAAGGAGGGCCGUGGAAGAAGGUGGCUCAUCUUUCUUGAAUUUAAUUUCUCUAGUUGAAGAGUUGAACCGCCUUCUGGAGGCUUAGUCGAAAUCCCAACACUCAUCAUCGUUGCAAUAAUCUUAUUUCUUCUCUUGGAGGUGUUUUGAUGCAAGUCUAGCUUGAAAACCAGGUACAAGCAGAGAUGUUGCAGUCACAGAACAAAAGCUUAUUUCAUGGUCACAACUACAAAGAACAUAGAUAUGCAUGUUCAAAUUGAAUCAUCUUCUUGGCCAGAUUACGUACAAAGAGUGGGCAGAAUGUCAUCACCAUGCAAAUGUGUGAGUUUUGAAAUGCAUGUACGUCUUCUUCCAAAACCUUCCAAUAGAAGAAGAACCCACACAAUUUGAGUCACCCAUAUAUACAUUAGUAAGCCAAUUUCAAGCUAUACUGUUACCAUAGAUACUCCGCCAUCUUGGGUUCUGUACUUAAUUACGUACUCACUUUGCCUAUAAUGGUGUAAAAUUAGACAGUCAAAAGAGUCUCGGAUGCCAAACAAUAAUUGC
This is a messenger RNA of Rosa rugosa (rugosa rose), 1967 nucleotides long. RefSeq names its product UDP-glucose flavonoid 3-O-glucosyltransferase 7-like. The record is from RefSeq and is a predicted model, not a curated record. The transcript is spliced from 2 exons. The coding region runs from base 55 to 1509 and encodes 484 amino acids. Gene Ontology annotation, molecular function: UDP-glycosyltransferase activity. NCBI's taxonomy places the organism in Eukaryota, Viridiplantae, Streptophyta, Magnoliopsida, Rosales, Rosaceae.